Molecule: messenger RNA, 6818 nt
Organism: Bolinopsis microptera
Lineage: Eukaryota; Metazoa; Ctenophora; Tentaculata; Lobata; Bolinopsidae
Product: nipped-B-like protein
Exons: 33
Coding region: 18-6098 (2026 amino acids)
Biological process (GO): replication-born double-strand break repair via sister chromatid exchange; regulation of gene expression; establishment of protein localization to chromatin
Cellular component (GO): Scc2-Scc4 cohesin loading complex
Molecular function (GO): chromatin binding
Source: RefSeq, a predicted model, not a curated record
UAGUGGUGUUGUGAUGUAUGACUAUGGGUGAGAGCAGUAACGCUAAGCUGCCCCUGGAUCGUGUGUCUCUGUGCGGUGUUACUAGCUUGUGCGAUGUGCUCCCUCAACUCUCAUUCCCCUCCCCUAUACCCAGCACCCAGGAGAAGAGCCUUCUCUUCAGCUCGACGGUUUCAGAGAAAUCCCAGCAUCUGACCAGCAAAUUCUCCGAUCUUCUUCUUAAUCACGUGACAGAAGCUAUUGACAGUGUCAGCACUCAACACAUAGAACUCAAAAAUGAAAGAGAAAAAAUGGACUACUCGGAGUCCUACUCUAGCAUUGUCCAAUCUAUCUUGAAGAGAACACCUCAAGUCUUCAAUAACAUAGCCGGUGUUGCCAGAAACAAGAAAAAGGUAGAUUCAUCAUCCAAUGGAGAUAAAGCACAGGAGCAGACCACUCCCUCAAAAACCUCCUUCAUGAUGGAAGACCUGCUCGAUAAAAAGAAAAGUUCGAGGAGGCCUGAGGAGAACACUACUCCCAAAAAGUCUAGAAAGCAGCUUGAAACUGAAGAGCUUGAUUUUCUCCUCGCCCAAUCUCUGUCAGGAGGUGGUAUCGGCGAAUCUGUGCGUGGCAGGAGGAAUCGUGGAGCCAGAGGAUCCGAUGACCAGUUUUCACCCGAGAAACAAACCACUGAUCCAAAGAUCAAACCUCGAAAUAUGAAACGAAGUACUGCUCAACCUGCCAAGUUCAACCUCAAGAAACACCAAAAGAAGAAGACGUUUGCUCUAGAAAGUUCCGACGAGGACGAUACCCCAGCUUUGGAUAUCAACCCGGAGGAUUUGAGACCUGAAAAUAUUGCUGAACCUGCUCCGGAGCCUGAAGAUUUAGUUGCCGCUGAUGAUGAGACCGCUGAUCAAGAUGAGGAUGGAGAUGAAGAUAAAAUAACCUCGCACGUAUUUGAAGAUAAGGAACUACUUAUAGAGAAGGACGAAACAAAAGAAGACGGAAAAGAAGACGGAAAUGAAGACGAGGGCGUGGAACUGGAAGAGGAUAUGGACGUACAGCAAGAAGACGUUGAACAAGACGAAGAUAUCGACGAAGAUUUAUAUUCGAAUGAAGAGGAUGAGGAUGAUGAGUACGUACCCAAAACGAAUCGUCCGAAAAAGAUCAAUCUUCUAAAGAAAGAAAAUGGAAAGACAAAGUCUCUUCGUGACAUCAAAGUGGAAAGAAGUGAGAAGCUGAAGAAGGAAGCUAAGCAAGCAAAACAGCAGCUUAUCAACGAGGACGAUAUGUCUGAUCCCUUGCAGUCUGCCAGCUUCAAGAGAUUCUCUAAACUUCUCGACAUCAUAUUCGAACACGAGGAUGAGAUGGUUCCUGAAAAUUUCAAACUUAGUGCCGUAGAAGAUGAUGACUUUGAGCCAGCCCCCGAAACCUUACUCUCCCUCCGAAAGUUGGAGCUGCUGAGCGCGGAGGCAGCUAAGUUGAAGCAGAUGAAAGUGCUGAACUGUAUUCCUCAAGAUAGACUCGUGAGACUUCUGAACAUUCUGGACAGACACAUCAGAGACAGCGUCAGACUUCCUCUUAAUCCUGAACCGGAAACUCUAGAGGAGGAAUUGUAUACUUAUCAGAAGAAAGCCCUGUGCAGAAUGCAAGUUUCUGCUGAAGCGGCUAUCGCUUCUUUUCAAAUCCUGACUUCUCCUGAUAUGCCCAAAGCAGUGUACCUGGAGGAUGUUAUUGAGAGGACUGUUUUGUUUAUCAAGUUUCAUCUCAUUGACGGUGUGUACCCUGCCUACGAUCCUGUCUACGCUGAUCCGAAGGGAAAAGAUGACGGACAGUCAGUGAAAAGUAAACGUAAGAAGAGUAUUAUGCCGACUAACAAACUUCUCGUAUCGGUCUAUAACCGGAUAGUGGAACUAAUGGAGCUGUUCCCGCCCUUACUUUCUCUGCAGACUCUCCCUGAUACCCUGGUCCUUCAGAUAUCGACCCUGUCCGUAUCUCCGUUCUUUGUAGAGAAUGUAGGUACCCUGCAACUCGCUGCUUUGUCUGUCUGUAGAGGAAUCUUUUGUCUGUACGAGAAACACAGACAGAUUAUUCUAGACGAUAUUUUCUCUUCUCUCGCAAGGUUACCCUCGUCUAAACGUAACUUCCGAAGUUACACCCUGUCCAACGGAGAUAGUAUACAGAUGGUAACAGCACUAGUCCUACAGCUCAUACAGUGUAUCAUCAAAGUGCCAGAAGUGGAGGAAAAGAAGGAAAAGUCGAAAGAGAGAGGGGUCGCAGAAGAUAGGGACCAGGACGAAGAAUCCCCUAGACGAAGUAAGAAGAAAAAAGGGAAGAAAGGAAGAAGGAAAAGGAGCUCGGAAGACGAGCACCCCGCUACACCGCCUCCCGUGCCUGAAGAAAAGCCGGAAGUUCAGGGGGUGGUUCUAGCGAACGGUGAAGUGAGUGGAGCUCCCAAAGAGUACUACGCUCCGGACGCAGAUGUGUUGAUCGUGUCCUCUUACGAGCAAGCCCUGCUCACUGCUCAUCACUUCUUGUCCGCUUUUCUCCGGAAAUGUUCCGCCAAAGAACAGGAAGAUUAUCGGCCCUUAUUCGAGAACUUUAUUGAGGACCUGCUGACGUGUUUAAACUUACCAGAAUGGCCGAGCGCUGAGAACGUUCUCAACCUCCUUGGACGACUCUUGGUGGCUACAUUUUCCAGCAAACAUUCUGACUUUGCCAUGAGAACUGUAACGAUUGAGUACCUUGGUAACAUAGCCGCCCAUCUCAGGCGGGACGCCGUUAAGAGCCGUUCUGACUCCGCCAAACUACAGCAGAUUAUGAUUGAAAAAUGGGCCCACGAACACAGCGAACUCGAAGAAGCAUGUCCACUUUUCAAAAAGAUAAAACCUUCAUCUGAGGUCGAUCUUGAAGAGGACGAUAAUAUCAGGAACAACGUGCUACAAGAACACAUCAAAGAUCUCCAACUCAUUUUGCUCGCAUUUCUUGUGGAGCACAGUGAAGUGAAUCCCGAGUUAGUGCACGCCAGACGUUUCUACCUAGGUCAGUGGAUUAGGGAUGCCCAGAUCACGUGCGAACAGCUUGUUAAGAACCCUCCUAAACCGCCAGCCACAAAGGAGGACAAGGCAGAAGAGAAAUCAGAGGAGGAAAUCAAGGCUGAUCACGAGGAAAAGAUUAGGAACCAAAUGUCUGAUUUAGAAACUACGAAAGAGAGUUUAAAGAUUCUCCUUCAGAAAGACAUUAUCAAACCAUCAACUUUGAAAUCUCAGCGUUGGUCAGUAAGUGGAUCUAACGCAGAGAGAAUCGCUAAGUUCCUAGCUUCCUCCCGUUCACUUAGCAUUAACUUUGACAUCUACCUCAACAAAAUACUAAUGGAGCUCCAGGAAAGCGCGAUUGGUCUCCGUACCAAGGCUAUGAAAGCUCUAGCAGCUAUCAUAUCUGCUGAUCCUAACCUUUUACAUCGGAACGAACUGCGUCUAGGCGUCCACGGCCGGUUCAUGGACCAGGCUGCCUCGGUGCGUGAAGCUGCGGUAGAUCUGGUGGGACGCUUCGUUCUGGACAAACCUCAGCUUACUCUCCAAUAUUAUCCCAUGUUGAGCGAGAGAAUCCUGGAUAAGGGUAUUGGUGUUCGGAAGAGGGUGAUCAAGAUACUCCGCGAUAUCUGCGUACAACAGCCCAGCUUCCCUAAGUUAACUGAGAUAUGUAUCAAACUCAUCAGACGGAUAAACGACGAGGACGGUAUCAGAGAGCUGAUAGCUAAAGUGUUCCUCGACCUCUGGUUUACGGAGGGGAAGGAUGAAACACCGGACGGGUUGAUAAAACGUGUUGUCUCCAUCACAGAAGCUGUGGCUGAGUCACCUGAUCAGAACUGUGAUUGGUUUAAACUGCUGCUCAAUCAGUACCUGAAGCCUGGUGACGAGAAUACAACUGAAAAAGACGAAGAUCAGCGAGUCCGAAUCAAAACUCAAAGCAAGAAAAUGGUGGACAGUCUCGUGGACAGCGUACUAAAGUUGGAGAACUUCAGCGCUUCAAGUGCAUCCAACUCAUCCCGUCUCGUCUCCUGUCUUCACACCAUAUACUUGUUUGCAGAAGCUGUACCUAACCUGGUGGCGAGGCACUGUACCACUUUACAUCCCUAUCUCAAUAUGAAGUGUUCCCAACAGUUGGAUUACUUGGUUCUUUAUCAUGUUACUCAGACGUUAGAGAUCGUGCUUCCUCUGAUGGAACACCCCUCUGAAGAGUUCCUAGCUUCAGUAGAGGAGGACCUCAUUACACUUAUCAUGAAGUGUGGACAACUCAUUGUUCAGGCGUGUGUAAGCUGUUUGGGAAUCCUGAUAAACACCAUGACACACAACUACAAGCUAGCACAGGACUGCUUUAAGAAGUUCUUCAUCUGUUUAGCCCAGUACAAGAAACAAUUCAUUGAGAAUCCAGAGGACCCAAGUUUGGAAAGUCAGAAAGGAGUUGUCAUCAGGUCCCUCUUUACUGUGGGACUCCUCUGUCAACAUUUCGAGUUCGAUCAAGGGAAGCAGACACACGCCAAGUCAGCAGCUAGUAUCCAGAACCAAGUGUAUGAUAUUCUCAUGUUCUUCUCUGGUUCUACCGACGAGGAAAUCAGACAUCGUGCCAUCUCCGGUCUUGGUUUCUUUUUUAUUCGCUACGAGAGAAUGAUGCUACGAGAGGCAUCUCGAACUGUCUACAUUGAUAUUCUCAAAGGAUUUGAUUCUCCUGUGAAAUUAAAAUGUCAAGUUUUGAAGAACCUCCAACUUCAUUUACUGUCAGACGAGAAAAGACUCACAAGUCAGAAUCAGCAAAUGAGAAAGGAUUUAAAACGAGAGGGGAUAACUGAUCUUAAAACUUACGGCGACGAAAAGUCGUCAGUGUCAGGUGCUGUCGCGCAAAUGUUGCUCGAUCCCAUCCAUCAUUGUUUCUUCCACAAACUCACCCAAGUUCGUUCCGCCGCGGUGCAGGUUAUUUGCCUCGUUUUGCACCAAGGUCUCCUCCACCCUAUAUCCUGUAUCCAAUACCUAAUCGCCAUUUGCUCGGACAUUGACGAAGUUAGCCGUAUCAAAGCUGAACAAACUCUAAUCGAACUGGACAGCAAAUAUCCCCUAUUCCUUCACAGUCAGUUUUUCCCGGGCCUCCGCGAGAGUUUCAAGUUGCAAACAGCACUGUUCAGCACAUAUCCCGUGAGAGGAUUCCGAAACAAUCCGCCCAUAUCCCUGCUCUCCCACGUGUACGCGCUGAUCAGGAGCUCUAAGGGUCACAGACAUUCUCAGCUCAAAACCAUGAUCAAACAGUUCGACGAGAUCAAGAGAACAGACAUCAACCUGUUGUUGUAUAUCGCAGACAACCUGGCUCACAUGUCAUAUCAGAUAAUUGAGGAACCACUGUUUGUGAUCCAUCACGUGGCUCUGUUGAUAUCCACAUCCGGAACCACGUACUUGGAACAGGCUAAAGAUGCUGUGUACGGUAGGGACAUCGCGGAGACUAUCAAGGACGAGGACGAGGAGGAAAUCGAUGAGAUUGAUCAAGUAGAAGAUUUACCGAGACUGACCGAGGUCCUGGUAUCAUGUCAAUCUUGUACGCUCCUAAUUCUACUCAAGAAGCACCUCAUGACUCAAUACAACCUCACAGACAAGAGAUGCCACGAGUUCUCUCCGCUGGAGUCUACGAAAAUCUACGACAAGCAGAUAACGCGGCAUUCCAACGCAGCCUACGACCCAUCUCCAGUGCUGAGUGCUAUUCAGCAGCUCACCCUGGAUGUGGAUUUUGAGAGUGAGGAAUUUGAGAAGAGCGCUCUACAGUACUACAAAGAGUUCCGUGAUCUGAUGACACAGCAGGACUUGUCUGAGUUUAAAGGUAGUGAUAGUGAAGGUGAUGGUGCUGGUGCUGAUAAGUCUCUCAAAUAUUAUGAAAGACGGAAGGAGCUCCCCGUCAAAGUCCGAAAAGAACGAAAACCCCGCGCUUCAAAAACCCCCAAAAAGGAUCCCAAGAAACGGAAACUUUCAAAAACUCCCGCCAAAAAAUCAGCUAAGAAACGACGACGAUACGUUAUAAACUCAGAUUCAGAGUUCAGCGAGCAAGACAAUGAGAGCGAUGCGGAUUACAACGGUACGUGACGUCACCACUCAGACCAGUGACGUCAUACGACUGUCAUGUGACGUCAUACGACUGUCACGUGACGUCAUGAUGAAGAUCCGAACAAGUUCAUAUAAUGUCGUGGUUAAUGGUUAUGCCAGUGAACUACAUGUAACAGAUUCAUUAUUAUUUUCCGUACAUCCAGUAUCAAUUUGAUGAUCGAAGUUUUGUGUACUGUAAUAAUUUCGAAUGGCCUCCCUGAGUGUGUUGUGUUUUAAGUUAUUUAAUUUCAAGGCUUUUUUUGAACAGUUAUUAUAUUAUAGUCAUUAAUAAGUGUUAUUAUGCAAGUUAAAUGUUCGUAAACUUAUUUAUACAUCACGAAUCUUUAUACAGCGCAUUUUACCUGCAAUCAGUUGAAUCUUGGUCAUACAAUUAUUUGAUAUGUAGCACAAAUUUCGAGUUGCUUUUGUGGUCUCCUUGUACAAGGCUUCAUAAUGCGAAUGAACAUUCAUUUUCUGAGUUCAUUUUAGAGGACUAGAUUAAGUUUUAUACAUAUUCAUUUCACAAAAAUGGUUUUGCUUGUAAUUUUUAAACAAUCAGCACUGGCUCGAAAUGCCAGGACAUGUUCUGUUAAAAAAGAUAGUAUGUUGCCGGCGAAAAAUUGCUUGAUUUUCGUCUUGAAUUUCAAAUUGAACUGUUGUAUAUUUUAAAUAUAAUCUUAAAUCCUGUAAAGUAUUAAUUUGAUAAACACUGUUAUUUAA